Sorghum bicolor (sorghum) is the source of this 633-nucleotide messenger RNA. RefSeq names its product pentatricopeptide repeat-containing protein At4g18840. NCBI's taxonomy places the organism in Eukaryota, Viridiplantae, Streptophyta, Magnoliopsida, Poales, Poaceae. The record is from RefSeq and is a predicted model, not a curated record. Gene Ontology annotation, biological process: RNA modification. The coding region runs from base 1 to 633 and encodes 210 amino acids. The transcript has a single exon. Gene Ontology annotation, molecular function: protein binding; RNA binding.
AUGGUGGCGGUUGCACGGGAGGUGUUCGAUGGAAUGCUGAUGAGGGACGAGGUUUCUUGGAGUACGGUGGUAGGAGGUUAUGUAAAGGAAGGGGAGCUGGAGGUCGCGCUGGGAGUGUUUAAGAAUAUGGUGGUGCAGGGGGUGAAGGCAAAUGAAGCGGCAAUAGUGACAGCACUGUCAGCAGCUGCACAGCUGGGGCUGCUUGAGCAGGGGAAGUUUGUGCAUGAAGUGGUCAAGAGAGCAGGAGUAGCAAUGAGUAUGAACUUAGGUGCUGCACUUGUUGAUAUGUAUUCCAAGUGUGGAAGUGUGGCAGCGGCAAAGGAAGUUUUUGAUGUCAUGCCUAAGAGGGAUGUGUUUGCUUGGAACUCCAUGAUCUGCGGGCUUGCUACCCAUGGAUUGGGGCAUGAUGCAGUCCAGCUCUUUGAGAAGUUUGUCAGUGAGGGGUUUUGCCCUACAAGCAUCACAUUUGUGGGGGUGCUGAAUGCCUGCAGCCGUACGGGCCUUGUUGAUGAAGGGCGGUGGUAUUUGAAGCUGAUGGCAGAGAAAUAUGGCAUUGAGUCAGAGAUGGAGCAUUACGGAUGCAUGUUUGAUCUUUUGAGUCGUGCGGUCUUGUUCAGGAGGCCAUUGAAUUGA